AUGAUGAUCUAUUCUGAUUAUGUGCAGAACAGCUUGUACACAUGGGUGCGAGACCAUCGGCAGCACCACCGGCACAGCGACACAGACGCUGACCCUCACAACGCCAGAAGAGGUCUGUUCUUCUCGCACAUGGGUUGGCUGAUGAUGAGGAAGCUGCCCGAGGUUAAGAUUGCCGGCCGCGCCAUUCAGAUGCGGGAUUUAGAGCGAGAUCCGAUAGUCAUGUUCCAAAAGCGUUGGUUCUUCCCUUUGUACCUUCUACUGGGAUUGGUGAUUCCUGUGAGUAUCCCUGUCUUCUUGUGGUCAGAAGAUUUGGCGAAUUCCUUCUUGAUCUGCUAUGCUUUUCGGACCGUGUACGUUUGGCACGUGACUUGGUUUGUCAACAGCCUCGCGCAUUGGGAAGGAUCGCGGCCAUUUGAUAAGACACUGAAGCCCGUGGACUCUGCGUUCGUGGCAAAAGCGACCAUCGGUGAGGGAUGGCACAACUUUCACCAUCGUUUCCCAUUCGACUACACCACCAGCCUCGAGCACAAGUCCUACCACUGGUCAACAAGCAUCAUCAACUGGGCGUCUCGCCAUGGCUGGGUCUGGGACCUAAGACGCGCCACCCGCAGCGCUGUGCGCCAGGCCAUCCUGCUAAGCGGAGACGGCAGCGUCACCCCUGACGAGGUGAUCGGCUAA
This is a messenger RNA of Gryllus bimaculatus (two-spotted cricket), 678 nucleotides long. NCBI's taxonomy places the organism in Eukaryota, Metazoa, Arthropoda, Insecta, Orthoptera, Gryllidae. The record is from the annotation of a GenBank genome assembly.